GAGGAGGCCAACAUUUUUCAAUUUUGGCCACUAAUUGCAAAAGCUUAAAGGAGUUGAGCUGUGAUCGUUGUUCGGGCUUCGUGUAUUAGCGUGAUUGACAGUUUCUAUUGAAGGUGAAUCUCCCCUUUUCAUAUUUUCUCUUGUCUGUAUCCGAGAAAGAGAAUCUCGUCGGCCAUGCAGAAAUUAAUGUAAACAAAUUUUUGUUUACUCCGAAUCUUGAUUCAAAAUUUUUCUGAAGAGUCAUCAAUUUUUCCCGUAAAUCUUGUGACUAAGCUGAUAAAUAUGCCUAAGCCGAAUAAAAAGAAAAACAAGAAUAAAACCACGCCCUCCCGCCCUGCGGAGGCGAAGCCCGAGGAAGUGCGCUUUGAGGAUCUCGGUAGCGAUACAGACUCUGACGACUGCAUGCCCGAACUGGAGGACAUUGUAGAAGGAUUCAUGAACCACCUGGGAGGCGGUGACACCUGUCAGCCCAUCAAGGUGUGUUCCAAAGCGAAGCAGGCGCGCGGCGAGCAGAAGGCCAGGAAGAUCAUUCUUAAGCUCGGCCUCAAGCAGAUCCCGGACGUCCACCGUGUGACCAUACGCAAGUCGAAGAACAUUCUGUUCGUGAUCAACAACCCGGAUGUGUACAAGAAUCCACUAACCGACACCUAUAUCGUCUUCGGAGAGGCCAAAGUCGAGGAUCCGACCAAGAAGCACAAGUUGACCCCCGAAAAGUUCUGGGCCUCCAUGAAAAGUUUUGGUAUCAAGAGCAAGGACUCCAACACCUCGAUUGGUUCCUUCGAUGAGAACGAGGAGAUAGACGCCACUGGCAUCGAUGAGAACGAGGAGAUAGACGCCACUGGCAUCGAUGAGGAGGACAUUAAGCUUGUGAUAACGCAUGCGAAUACGACUCGCCCAAGGGCCAUUAUGGCCCUAAAGAACAACAACGACAUAGUCGACGCCAUCAUGGAGCUGACCUACAGAUCCUAAAUCUAUGCAUGCCCCAUCUGGGCAGCAAGUAUCACAAACUUACACAAAACAUUUUAAUGUACUUCACUGAAUUAUUAUUGGAUCUUAAUAAAGGCGGACUUAAGCU
Molecule: messenger RNA, 1075 nt
Organism: Drosophila serrata
Lineage: Eukaryota; Metazoa; Arthropoda; Insecta; Diptera; Drosophilidae
Product: nascent polypeptide-associated complex subunit alpha pseudogene
Source: RefSeq, a predicted model, not a curated record